UGGGGGGGAGUUGUGACGUGGGACUUGCCUUAUAAAAGCCCUCAGAUGGGAGCAGGUGCACAGAACACAUUUGCUAAAGAGAAGCCAUGCCGACCCCAAACAUCUCUGGAUCUGCAGGGAAGAGCUUCAGGAGGGCUGUGUCUGAACUGGACCCUAAACAAGCUGAAGCCAUUCUGUCUUCUCGGUUCCUGGGUCGGAGGCAAAGUCUGAUUGAGGAUGCUCGCAAGGAGAGGGAAGUGGCAGCUGCGGAGGCUGGCGAGUGCACGGAUUUGCUGGUGUUUGAGGAGAAGGACGGCAAAGCCAUCAUCAGUCUGCUCUUCUCCCUCAAGGGAAGCAAACCUUCUUCUUUAUCCCGCAUGCUUAAAGUGUUUGAGACAUUUGAAGCCAAAAUCCAGCACCUGGAGACACGACCUGGUAGAAAGUCGGUGGGGACGGCUGGAGAGCUGGAAUACUUUGUGCGAUGUGAGGUGCAUCGGUCGGACCUGAGCACCCUAAUGAGCUCCGUCAGGAGAGUAUGUGAGGAUGUGAGGAGCACCCGGGAGGACAAGGCUCACUGGUUUCCAACCAAAAUUGCUGACUUGGACAAAUGUCACCACUUAGUCAAUAAAUUUGAUCCAGACCUGGAUUUGGAGCACCCGGGCUUUUCGGACCAAGAAUACCGGAAGAGGAGAAAGAUGAUAGAAGACAUAGCAUUCAACUACACACAAGGUGACCCCAUCCCUCGAGUGGAAUAUCUGCCUGAAGAAAUUGCAACAUGGAAGGCGGUCUAUUCCACCCUGAAGAGCCUGUACCCAACACACGCUUGUAAGGAAUACCUGGAGGCCUUCCAGCUGCUGGAGGCCCAUUGUGGUUAUAGUGAAGACAAUAUCCCACAGCUUCAGGAUGUAUCCAACUUUCUAAAAGAAAAGAGUGGGUUCACGUUGCGACCUGUAGCCGGACUUUUAUCUGCUCGGGAUUUCCUUGCUAGUUUGGCGUUCCGAGUUUUCCAGUGCACCCAGUACAUCCGACAUGCGUCCUCCCCAAUGCACUCCCCGGAGCCGGAUUGCUGCCACGAGUUGCUUGGCCACGUGCCUAUGUUGGCAGAUAAAAUAUUUGCACAGUUUUCUCAGGAUAUCGGUUUGGCAUCUUUGGGGACCACAGAUGAAGAAAUAGAGAAGCUGGCAACGCUUUACUGGUUCACAGUGGAAUUCGGUCUGUGCAAGCAGGAGGGGGGAGUAAAAGCCUAUGGCGCUGGCCUGCUCUCAUCAUUUGGAGAACUGCUGCACGCAUUGUCAGAUGAACCAGAGGUACGGGCCUUCAAUCCAGAGGAGGUAGCGAUGCAGCCAUACCAGGACCAGAAUUACCAACCUGUAUAUUUUAUAUCAGAGAGUUUCCAUGAUGCCAAAGAAAAGCUAAGGAAUUACGCUUCCCAUAUAAAGCGCCCAUUUGUGCUGCGUUUUGAUCCAUACACUGUGAGCAUUGAAGUUCUCAACUCACCGGGCCGGAUUCAAACUUCUUUGGAUGGGCUAAGAGAUGAGCUACAGACCCUUUCAAGUGCACUCAGUAUACUGUCAUAAUGCACAACCAUCAGCUUCUUCUGUCACCAACAGAAACACAACAUUCUACCCUCUAAACUCCAUCUUCUGCUCAACGGACCACCUAUUAUAUGUUACUUUAUACCGUGAUGUAAAACAAAUGAAUCCACCUCUUGCAACUCAUCUCCCCAACUUUUUCAGUAUCCUUUCAUAUUGAAUGGUCUGAUAACCUACCGAACAACUGUGUUUUCAUUUUGUAGCAGCUGCAUCAAAGAGAAGAGCCAGCCUUAGGGACGAGGCCUAGAGCAUUUUGAGACUACAAAAUAAUUUUUGUGUUCACAGAAUUGAAUUGGUGUGGACAAAAUUGAUUUUGUGGUCAGAAAAAUAAUUUUGUACUUACAACGCCACUAACUGUUGGUGCACGAAUAUUGGAGUAUUUUGUUUAGAUUCGUGUAACAUAGUAACAUGGUUGCUGAGGUUGAAAAAUGAGCCAUUCACUUGUGCAAUAUGUCUCUAGCUUCUAGUUCAUGCAGAAAUGUUAAUUCAAAUAUGAAAAUGCUGUUUUUUUAAUCAAACAUGUGUCUACAAGUUGCACAUACUGGGCCUGUGUGUAUUGUGUAUUAUACUGCAUGUGUAAUGGACAUAAACUGCUGCUCUGUAACCAAACAUGUUGCUCUAGAAGGAUGCAUUUAAGACUUCUAUGCAAUGUUCUGCCUUGAAGAAGUGUCAGGGCUAAUUCCUUAUGACAAUGGAGUUGACAUCUAGCUUUAUGAGCAAUAUAACCUCUCACCACAAUCAGCUUCUUCAGUUUAUACAUCUUAAUGGUCUAAAUGAUGUAAUGAGUGUGUAUGAGUGGAUGGGUCUUCAUUGUGGGUCUUCAUGGUCUUGUCUUAACAUCACACUAACUGUGUAUUUCCAUGGUCACCUUAGUUGUCAACAAAAACCUAAAUAUUUGGGGAACCGAACAUACAUUGGUUAAGGACCAUAAUACUUCCCAAUGGUUCUCUUUAAAACAGUUUGUGGCAGAAGAAAGACUCAAAAUAUAAUUAUUGGUGACCUUUGGAGUAAUGGCCACUGGUAUCAGGACAUAUUCUAGUUGAUGGAUCUUGAUGUUAACACCCAUAGACAAAACAUGGAGGGACUCAUCAUACUGAGCCUCCCAGGAUGUUGUACCCAUUGCUAAAAGUGCCACCUAUUAGGGGUGGGUGGGUUGGGAAAUUUUGAACUCGUACCCCCACUGGAAACUGCAGCUUGUAACCCAUGUCCAACCAUUAUCUGAAGUCCUUCUGUACCUGGCCUGACCCCCUCCAAAGAAGUUGGGGUUAGCAUGAUGACAUCUCUGGAGGGAAGGGAGUUGGUGUUUGCAUCAUCAAUGAGAAUAUUCCCUGCCUUAAAUUUUGCCCUCUACCAUGUCAGCCUGAUCUAUGGGUAAUCACAAAGGUCUUGCAGGUAUCAGGCUAACCAACCCAUCUCUACCAGCUAGGUCCUAACACAAACAAACAAAGGACAGUAGGUCCCUCCUUUACAACCCGUAGUAUUUAUUUUAUCCAGUUUCCCAGACAGCCAAUACCCGUUUUCUGAAUAUUCACAUUGUCACAUCUAUUGCAGAAUUCCAUAAAACAGAACCGCUUGUGGUCAUACAUAGAUGCAAUUAUCUAAACAGAAUUUCUGAACAGGCUCAAUAAAUAUGGCAGCCCCAUGUAUGAUUUCAUUAAUAUAUUCCAUGUACA
This is a messenger RNA of Xenopus laevis (African clawed frog), 3244 nucleotides long. It is a transcript of the gene th.L, whose product is annotated as tyrosine hydroxylase L homeolog. The transcript has 13 exons. The record is from RefSeq and is a predicted model, not a curated record. Bases 87 to 1556 code for a protein of 489 amino acids. NCBI's taxonomy places the organism in Eukaryota, Metazoa, Chordata, Amphibia, Anura, Pipidae.